AUGCGUACAACAAACCUUAACGAUAUCGCUUCUAAACGUCCGUCUGAGGCAAAGUCAGAUAGACCGGCUUCUGCCCAGCCCAUUCCGAGUUGUCCGGGCCGGCUUCUGACCUCUUCUGUAGGCAGCCCCAACACCGGCGCAGCCUGGCCCAAUAGCCCACGUUCCCUCCGCAACCGGCCCGCGCCCCCCCCUCCGCCGCCACCGCCGCCCGCACAGCAGCCUCCCGCCACACUCUCGACUGCUCUCUCCUCUCCUCCUCCGGGCGUCUUCUUUCCGCCCAUCCAUGUCCGUUCACUCUCACAUUCUGCCGUCUCUUUCGACUCUGAUUCUGUCAGUCGGACUGCCGUGAAUCACGGUACCGAUCUCUCGCUCAACAGCCCCGGCGGAUCUACCACUUUAGCCUCCAGUCCGAUGAGUCUCAGUCACCCCAGUCUGUCGGGCCGGGCUUCCGUGGUCUCCUGGACGGCCGAGCCAUCGUCGCCCGGCCAGCCGACCUCUGGUGACCUCCUGCUCCAAGUCCCGGCUGGACGCAGUCGGUCGCCAUGUGAAUCCGACUCCUGUCUCUGUUGGUCGGUCUCCGAUGUGCCCGACGCCGUCUGUCCUCCGCACUGGCUCGCGAUGGACGAACAAACCAAGCCGGCGAGGUCCAAUUUCCUCGGAGGCCAAUGCCCGGCUGACCUGCUGCUGCAACAGACCUGUCCACAUUCACACAAGCCCAAUCAUCACAGUCCCCUCCUUCAACCCAAGCAUCCGGCUAUUUCACACUAUGCCUCUGCAAAGGCGUUUUCACACGCAGUUUCACAGUCCUGCCAGCCUGAGCCCAUCUCAGCGGCCAAGUCGGAAUUGUGUCUUGGCGCCACAGCCUGCUCCCAUCUCUGCCCUCAUCAUCAUCACCACCCCCACCACCACCACAUGCACCCACAUGUGCCCUACACUUCUCAGGCUCGCCUGUAUCCCCACAUGCUGCCCUGCAUGGCCAUUUCGCCUCCACCGGCAGCCGAACAAGAGCCUGUACCGAGGCAACCCGGCAAGAAACAGGCGUACGGCUCCUUUCUCAUCAAUCCCUUGUCACGACUCACCAAAUGCAAGCGCAAAAAGUCCCUUCGCAACACCUCGGAACCCGUCCCGCUGGACGGCAAACAGCCGUUGCCAAGCGAGUCUAUACCCGAGGUGGUCUGCGUCCCGAUGCAGAUGCCAACUUGCCACUGCCACUGCGAGUGCUCAUGUCGAUGCCCAUCUGCCUACUCCAACCUCUGUCCAUAUCGAGGCGCCAUGUACUCUAUGCCCUUCACACGAUGCUCUUGCUCCCGAUUUUCGGUAUCUCAACCCGACAAAAGGCCACAUUCCACCUACCAGUCGUGCCAGGCGGCUGGUCAGGUCGGUGACAUGAAAGAAUCUACCCGAAUGAAGGGCCUCUUUCGGUCAAAAGACAGCCGACACUCGAUCGGAACGCCCGGACAGGCUGCCCGCGGAGUCCAGCAUCGUUCGGAAAACCUAUGGCACUUGGACUCUAUGCUGCAGGCUGGAUUCCAAUCCGCUUUGUCUGCGCCCAGACAGUCCAUAAAGAAGACUGACGAAAAUGCCAGAAGAGGCGAAAACUGCGGCCAGCGCGAGGAGCCAACAAGAGGAGAAGAUAAGAAAGAGGGCGUUGUGGCAAAAGAAGAAGAAGAAGAAGAAGAAGAAGAAGAAGAAGAAGAAGAUGAAGAUGAAGAAGAGAAGGAAGAAGUAGGAGAGGAGGAGGAA
Molecule: messenger RNA, 1743 nt
Organism: Protopolystoma xenopodis
Lineage: Eukaryota; Metazoa; Platyhelminthes; Monogenea; Polystomatidea; Polystomatidae
Source: the annotation of a GenBank genome assembly